AUGUUCCGAGCAAGCUUGUGGUUUGGUUUGCUCUUGGGUAUCUUCUUCUUAUGGGCAGAUGUGGCCCUGGCCGUGAAAGAGAGACCGCUGUCUCUACAAGAAGACACCACAAGCUCAUCCAAGGAAGCGUCGUGGUUUCAUGCGGAGCAGAAUGUUGAGUUGUUGACGAACAUAGCUCGCAGAUUUCACCGAGAGAGUGACCUGGGUACGCAGACCCUGCAUUGCCUUGAUUGCUUUGGUGCCAGCCAAAGGGUAAAGACAUGCUGGGAGAAUGCUGGAUAUUCUGCCUGUGCAUUCGACUUGAAACUGAAUGAGCAACAUGACCUCUCUUUGUUCGGUGGCUGUGUUGAGCUCAUCCGCCUUUUGUUCAUGCUUUUGAUUGGAGGCAUCGUGGUGGCUGGGCCACCAUGCAGUCUCCACAUUGCUGCCAGCCAGUCUGUGCACCAGAGGUUGCGAACAGAUUUGAUCUUGAUAGUUGAACAACCGGCUUCUAGCUGGGCUUUCAAGAUGCACAUUAUGAAGAAGGUGGCCAAAGAGUGGGGAUUGAACGAUUUGAGCGGCGGCAAGCUCGACGACAAGUCAAGAAGGUCUAUUGGAGUAGGACCCAGACUGGGUGGCAAGGAGGGCGGAACCUCAGUGAUUCUGCAGCUUACACUUCAUUAUUUGCACGUGCCCUAUUGCAGUGCUGGUGCAGUGGACCCAUUCGCAGCCUUUGACGAUCAUCUGCGCCGAUUCCCAGAAGAAUUUCAAGGAUGGGAUGAACCGAAUCAAGAUUCAGAUCAGCAUGUCCCAGCGCUGCCCGCUCCAGAACCAGCAGAGGCUGAAGAGGUUGAGGGCAAGGCAGAGGCGCCAGCGCCUUCAAAUGCUGAAGGAGCUAGUGGUGAGACGUCCGCAGCAGGUCCCGAGCCAGAAAAGGCUGAAGAGGUUGAGGGCAAGGCAGAGGCGCCAGCGCCUUCAAAUGCUGAAGGAGCCAGUGGUGAGACGUCCGCAGCAGGUCCAGAGCCAGAAAAGGCUGAAGAGGUUGAGGACAAGGCAGAGGCGCCAGCGCCUUCAAAUGCUGAAGGAGCCAGUGGUGAGACGUCCGCAGCAGGUCCAGAGCCAGAAAAGGCUGAAGAGGUUGAGGACAAGGCAGAGGCGCCAGCGCCUUCAAAUGCUGAAGGAGCCAGUGGUGAGACGUCCGCAGCAGGUCCAGAGCCAGAAAAGGUUGAAGGAGCUGAGGGAAAGGCCCAGACGCCAGUGGCUUCAGAUGCUGAAGGAUACAGUGGUGAGACGUCCGCAGCAGGUCCCGAGCCAGAAAAGGCUGAAGAGGCUGAGGGCAAGGCAGAGGCGCCAGCGCCUUCAAAUGCUGAAGGAGCCAGUGGUGAGACGUCCGCAGCAGGUCCUAAGCCAGAAAAGGCUGAAGAGGUUGAGUACAAGGCAGAGGCGCCAGCGCCUUCAAAUGCUGAAGGAGCCAGUGGUGAGACGUCCGCAGCAGUUCCAGAGCCAGAAAAGGCUGAAGAGGUUGAGGACAAGGCAGAGGCGCCAGCGCCUUCAAAUGCUGAAGGAGCCAGUGGUGAGACGUCCGCAGCAGGUCCAGAGCCAGAAAAGGUUGACGGAGCUGAGGGAAAGGCCCAGACGCCAGUGGCUUCAGAUGCUGAAGGAUACAGUGGUGAGACGUCCGCAGCAGGUCCCGAGCCAGAAAAGGCUGAAGAGGUUGAGGGCAAGGCAGAGGCGCCAGCGCCUUCAAAUGCUGAAGGAUUCUUUGAGGAAGCGCCAGUGCUGGCUCCAGAUGAGGCACAGACGACCGAAGAGAAAGAGGAAAAAGCCUGCAUGGUUUCAGGUGCAGAAGAGUUCAGACUGAUCCUGACCAGCAGCCCGGAGAUGCAGCAGGCCGCCCUGCCUCCAGAGGAUGAUGUCAAUGUCGAUGGGGAUUGGCAGGACGACUCUUCCACCCUGGUGAAGAUAGAGGAGAAGCAUGCAAACGUGAUCAAGAAGAUGGGCGAGGAGUUGGAUGUCUUGGAUCUGAUGGUGAUGUCGAAGUACCUUAACAUGAGCUUCAUGCUUUGCGCAGACAAUCAGAAUCACAACACCCUGAAUCCCACAUCAAUCUUGGAUUACCUCAAAGACUUUGGGGUGGACAUGAGCUCCGAAUUGGCACCAGAAGAUUCUCCAGCGGGUGUGCUGAUUUUGUGCUCUUCAUCGUUUGGAGGACAGGGUAUCAACCACUUUGUCCCUGCUUGGUUUGCAGAAGAGUUAGGAGACGAUGACUUUGAAAAGGUGAGAUAUCGUUCCCUAGCAAGAUAUGAAAAGACAAUGGAACGCUUGAAAAGGGACCAGAAGAGGCAUUCUGCCAAGUUGCGCGUUGAGAAGCAAACGCAUGGUGAUGCUUCUGAUUCUGCAAGCUUGGCGCAACUCACGUUGACCUCUCUUGAGGAUGAAUGGCUGAGGGAGACACAAUGGCGGGAGUUUGAGAUCAAGUGCCACGCAUCGGGCCUCCAUCCUGUAGAUGUCCCUGGCGAUGGCAACUGUUUGCUUUGGAGCAUCAAGUGCUUGUAUGAGAACGACAUUUAUGGCAGCAAAAUCGAUCCAGAGAGCAAAAAGGACAUGGCCGUCAUCAAAGAGUGGAGGAAGCAGACAGUCAAGGCAUGGAAUGAGAGGAAAGGCAUUCCUUGCUGGCAAUUGUUGUACGAGAAGAUGUAUGUCGAUUCUGAUGAGCAGAUGAAAAUUCAUCAGCCCUCCAGUGUGUCCCAAGGUGCCCUUGAACUUGUGAAAGCGGAGGUCGAAGGAUCCAAAGAGCAAGGAUGUGGAAUUCCUCCCAACAAGCAAGGUCAGGAUCUUGGCAACGUUGAUGCUCCAACGUCACAUGGUUCUGAUGGAGCCCAGCAGCCGAAUCCCAAACGGAUUGCACGGGCCCGGGUAGCUCCUGGCUUUGGGGAUUCUGGCAAAGAGAUGGAUGAUGCUAGCAAGUUCUGCCAACCCGGUCCAUCCAAGCCCACUGUCAAGAAGAACGCAUCAAAGACAAAACAACAGAAGAAGCAAUCCAAGUGUUCAAAACAAGACUCAGCUGCCGGGAGCGACGACAUUGAGGACUCACACCAAAAGCAGGAAGGUGAUGACAGUGAGAUUGACAUUGAUGUUGCAGAGAACCUUGCCAAGGACACUGUCCAGGAGAACGGGCCAGCCCAGAAACGGCGUCGUGUCGCCCGAAGAAAGCAGAAAGGUGAUCGAGAGAUUCAGCUGUUAGCCUUGCGAAAGUUUGCUGGGUGCAAAAAGGCUGCGGCCUGCCGACUCGGCUCUUACACUCAGAUGCAGAAUGAGUUAGUGAUGAACACCAAGUCCUGGACUGACUUCUCGUGCAAAGCUUGCCAGUACUUGCUGGAAUCUCAUGGUUUUGAUUCCGACCUUGCUUCGAGGCACACAGCUGCAGCAAUGACUGGGGAAGAUGUUGAAAUAGUAGAUGGUGACAUCAACAUGCCUGACGAUGCGAAGAACAUCUUUGAUGGAAACGAAGAGAAAGGAGAAGCUCAAGAGGAGGAGAACGGUCUCACCUUGGAGCAAUUGGUCAUGUCCAUCUCUCCACAUUUUCAGGUCGUGACGCAGGGAGGGUACAAGCAGCACGUGCCCAUCAGAUGCACCCUUUGCACAUCCAGAAGCCAACCACAUGGGAAGGUUGUGGACGCCGUCUCCAUGCACCCCAAGGAUGUUAGAAAAUUUCUCGGGCAACACUUGCAGACUGAUUGUCACAAUAGAGCAUUGGGUGCACUUGCUGCGAAGAAUGCAGCGCAGGAUGGCGAGCAAACACUUGAAGAGGUACCUUGUGAAGCGGUGAUCCUCAAAUUUGACUUGGAAGCGGAGGGAGCAGCCACCAAACUACAUGCUAUGGUCCAUCAUGUGCAACAGUGGAUGAGUUGGCAAAAGCAGGAUUGCGGCCUCCAGAAGCACAGCUACAAGCUCACCCAGGACUGUGUCGAAAUCCGGCACUCAGAUUGCACGCGCACUGUGGAGGUGGUCAAGGGCGCUCAGAAAAUUUGUGGGCCCUGCAGCAAGCUCACAGACGGUCUGAGCAUCAGACGUAUGAUACACAAGUUUGCUUUGAAGAAGUAUGCUGCAGAGCGGCUCCAUGCUAUGCUCUUCCAUUCCGAUGAGAGGCUGCAGGAAGGAGAAGCCAGGAUGAAAGCUGACCCUAUCUAUGAGUUCUUCAGAACAUCGUUCGACCGCAUCAUGGGCUAUGAUGCGUUGAACCUAAAAAACUGGGUGAGGUCAUCUUUCCUGAGCCUUGAAGAAAGCAGGAGAAGUCAGGCAAUGCAGAGUUUCAUGGAGUCGAUAGUCACGCCCUGUGUCCAGGUCAAUGUGCACGCUGCCCUGGAGGCCAGACCUCAACUCUUGCGAGUCCAAACUGUGUUUGAAACUGCUUUGGAGCAGAGAUCGAUUUCAGACAUGGAGCGCAUCAACCUCGAAAUUGCCAAGUGCAGUGUGGAAGGAAGACUGUCACAGCAUCCUUUGCUUCAAGGUCUCAUCUUGAGCUGCAUCAAGCUGUUGGAAAGAGAAGAGAAAGGACUGGCAAUGACCGGCCGCAAUGCAGCCAACUCAAUCGCUGCCAAUGAUGAGGCCAAGGGCUUGGUGCAAGAAGCAGGUGCCACUCUAGCCAUUCUUGGUUGCAACGCAGAGAUGCUGAAAAGAUUUGGCCGGAGUCGUGCCGUGAAAAGAAGCUUGAAAAACAUGACCGAAUAUGGCUUACCGAGUCCUAUGCUGGCGCUCUCGCAGGAAAGCAAGAUUCGGGAGAACCUGACGCUGAUUGAUGAACGGCUGUCUGCCACCACUGGCAAAUCAGGUAGGCUCAUGGCGUGCUUUGACUGCACAUAUUUGCUGCAGCUGAACAGCCAAUCCUAUGACCGCAAGAAUGAGAAGGUCUCUUUGGUUGGAGGCUCGAGUUCUUGCUUGCUGUUUGAUCCGGGGGCAGAGAAGCAAUUGGCACUUCCUGCAGCAGAAAUGCCAGUCAACAUUGGUGAUGUGGAUGGCAAGUUCAUGACCCAGACUGUGGACCUCUUUAUGGCUACUGCCUUCCCAUACGUGAGGUCGUUGUUCGACUCAAAAUUUUUCCGGGAGUUGAAGUUCCAGCCUCUACCACUUCACAAUUUGCCACGUCUCCCGGUGAUGACACCGAGCUUUCAAGGGCAGCCCUACUAUUGCGUUCCAGGUCAUGCCAAUAAGAACAGCGGGGGCCAAGCCCAAAGUUCUUUGAGAACGAUGCACCUGGGUCGUUUCUGGGUUGACCUUAGUGGGUCACUCCUAUGUGGAAUGCCUGGUUCUGCAUUUGCCAGGGAUGAUCCUCAGAGCGACAGCCUCCAAGCGCUCUUGGCCAACCCCUUCUUCUAUGUCCACACAACCUCGGGCACACUGAGCAUGAUUCCGAUUCCAUGGAUGAACAGGGGAGCAUUGCUAUGGUCCUUGUCAACGGCUUUGGUCUUCAGUCCCAUGCUCCACAAGGGCAUGUCCUUGAAGGCCAGGACUGAGAUUUCGGUUUCGGGCUACAUUCUCCUCGACCUCUGGUACCUGAUGGGGGCGAAACUGGAAGCAUCCCGUGGUGCCUUUGUGGGUUCCAUGACCAUGGCCAGAGAGACUGUCACCAACUUGCAGAACCUGACGCUGAGUUUGGUGUGCAUUGCGACCUCGAAGCCAGUUACGCUCAGCGAGCUGAGCAUUGAGCAGCUCUUUGGUAGGCUCAGACGAAGGCAAAGCAAUGCCCAGCUUUCCCCGAUGCAAUUCUGGGAGGCGUCCCAACGAGAGAUGUUGCGUGCGUCGAACCAGAGAUUCAAGGACUGCGUCAAGCUGAAGGACAUCAAGCAAGAGCCAGCCCUGACUGAGACGGAGUUUCAAGGCUGCUGUCAACGUGCCUACAAUGCAGCGGUGAAGCUUGCAGCAUGGGCAGGGGGCUACACAGAAGCAUCGCUCAAGAGCUACUAUGAGGAAAGCGCCGCUGCAGGGUGGUUUGAUCAAACUUUCGGCCAUGUCAUGGAGUUUGACACUCUUGAUGAUCCUGAUGAUCCUCAUGAAGCUGAAGCCCGGGACAUGUCAGAGACUAAUCGUUUCCAACUUGUCCUGGCAGAAGUGACGAGAAAGGCUUGCGUGCCUGAUCCUGAGCCAGCUUCUCAGAGUGAGAUGAGGGAGGAAGAUUUGGACCUCAAUGCAGAUCUUCGGCGUCUCGAACCAGAAGACAAGGAGGAUGUGUUGCCUAUGAUGCAUGAUAUGCCAAGCAGCAAGAGAUUUGAUGAGGACCUACCAGCAACACUGGGUGUUGCAAUGUCAUGUGGAGGCGACAGGUGGAACGCGCUUUGGAGAUUAUGUUUGCAUUUGCGAUGCGCACCGGAUGGAUGUGACGCCCAAUGGGUCAAGAAUCCUAGAGCGAAGCGCAGUCGCACACUCAAUUGGCAUCAGCGCAAUUGCCAGUUGCUGAAGAUGAAGCAGAUGAAAUCUGUGGAAUCACGUGAUCGGGUGCGAGCUGGAAGGUCUGGGCAUGUCGUGCUCUAUGUGGACGAGCAGCAGACGAUCUGCCUUGGAUUGGUUUUGACGGUUUGGCGCAUCGGCAAGAAGCGCAAGCCGGCACCAAAUCCAUGUCCAGUGAAUGGUUGCUUCUGCUUCCGGGUGGUCGAAGCAACGCAACAAGAGGACUCUUCUGCAUCCUUCGUGGUUUCAGACACCAGCAUUGCCCGGGUUGUUCCCUUGGACGCUCUCAUUGCAGUCCUGGACUGUGAAGAUAGCUUCUUGGAAAGCAAAGUCCAGCCAGGGACAUGGUGCAUCGCAUGUGAUCGCAGUGAAAUCGAUAGCAUCAGAACUUGCAAGUUGCAGGAACACGAGCUCAUCGACCGCUGCUUGCUGACAUUGACUGAGCAGUCCGUGGAAUCGUUCCAACAGGCACGUGAGACCAAAGCUGAGGGGUGGAGAUGCAGCUUCGUGGGGGCAGAGGUUCCUGAGAAGGGCAAUGGCAGGGGCCGCAAGAGGAGGGCUCGUGUGGUCAAGCGGACCAGGCUGGCCAAGGCGAAAGCCGCACCUAAGAAGAAGAGCAAGAAAAACAAGAAGAACAAGAACAAGAAGGACAAAGGAGGCAAGAAGACCAAGAAGCAGAAGGCCGGCGAGGAAGAGAACAAUACGAUUCCUGCCGUUGCCGCCAACUUCACCCGUUCCAAAAAAGGAGACAAACUGAUCCAGCAACAAAUGGUGGCUCUUCUCAAUUUGGACAUCAGCAAGUUUCCAGACAAGCCUGCCUUUGACCCUGCCUCUGGAGCUUGCAGGUUGAAGAUUGAUGCCGCGAAGGGGCAGUCAUGGCAGAAGGUUGUCGACAAGGCAAGCUUUUACUUCCACAGUAUCUACAUGACCAGGAGCAGACCAGAAUACGGCCAGUCGUUGGAAAAGCAUUUCCAGACUCUCGAGAAGAACCUCAAUGAUGGCAACCGAUCGCCGUGGCUGCGCUUGCUGAGGUCCAUUUGUGAGAUGCCGGAUGUGAAAUGA
Cladocopium goreaui is the source of this 7485-nucleotide messenger RNA. Lineage: Eukaryota; Dinophyceae; Suessiales; Symbiodiniaceae. The record is from the annotation of a GenBank genome assembly.